UGCCCUGGGGCGGGGGCUCGGGCCCUGAGGACCGGACCUUUGAGUGACAACGCGCGUACAUAGUCGUGUCGCUCCUCCUGUCCUCCGGGGGCGGCUCGCCGCGCUCCGCCUGCCUGAAACUGUCACUCGACCCGGGUUGGAGUCGCGCAUGACUGUUGGGGGCUCUCCGCACGCCGUGGGUCCCUACCUGCCCCGCCUGCGCCACCUUUCCCCCCGUUUCUUCCGGGGUGGCUCUGCCCCGUUUCCUUGGGGUUGGUGAUGGAGAUGAUGUACAUGCUUGGUGUUUAGCACGUCAGGCACUUGAGACACGGAAAGGGAAAGACAGCCUCUGCCUCCAGGAAUUCACAGUCUCGUGGGAGAGACAGUUGUAAUGCAGUGUGAAGAGCUGCUUCGUACAGAUGUGUUAGCUGAUGAAUUGCAUAUGCCAGCUCUUCCCGAAAUGAUGUUUGGAGACAACGUUUUAAGAAUCCAGCACGGUUCUGGCUUUGGGAUUGAGUUCAAUGCUACAGAUGCGUUAAGAUGUGUGAACAACUACCAAGGAAUGCUUAAAGUAGCCUGCGCUGAAGAGUGGAGGGAAGGCAGGACGGAGGGCGAACACUCCAAGGAAGUUGUUAAGCCGUACGACUGGACCUAUACAACUGACUAUAAGGGCACGUUACUCGGGGAAUCACUCAAAUUAAAGGUUGUACCUACAACAGACCACAUAGACACAGAGAAACUGAAAGCCAGAGAACAGAUUAAGUUUUUUGAAGAAGUGCUCCUAUUUGAAGAUGAGCUUCAUGAUCAUGGCGUUUCCAGCCUGAGCGUGAAAAUUAGAGUAAUGCCGUCUAGCUUUUUCUUGCUGUUGCGGUUUUUCUUGAGAAUUGAUGGAGUGCUUAUCAGAAUGAAUGACACGAGACUUUACCACGAGGCUGACAAGACCUACAUGUUACGAGAAUAUACAUCACGAGAGAGCAAAAUUGCUAAUUUAAUGCAUGUUUCACCUUCCCUGUUCACGGAACCUAAUGAAAUAUCACAGCAUUUACCGAUAAAGGAGGCAGUUUAUGAGAAGCUAAUAUUUCCAGAAAAAAUUGAUCAUAACCCCACAGACUCACAAGAAAAUACACCUGUGGAAUAGAAUGUGAUGUACCAUAUACUCACCGUGGAAUCUGACUGGAGACCUUGGCUAUUUGGACGGGGAUAUUUUUAUUAUGAGAAUUAAUUGCCUUGUCUAUGUGCAGAUUUUCUGUAGCCUUAAAGGAAAAACAAUAAAAGGUUGUUGCAGGUAGGUUCCAUUCAACGGCUGUUUGUGCUGUCUACCUUCAUGGAAAUUCAUAUUCCAAAUUUAUAUUUCCUAGAGUUAGAUUUGGAUUUCUAAAUUGUCACAAAGUGAGAUGUCCCCAGUAGGGAUCUGUGUGUGUCUUAUGAGCAGUGGGCAUAAUCUGCGUCCAUCAUGAAACACUUUUCUCCCGUGAGGAGGUUCAUUGUCAUCUCUGAACCUCCCGUGACCUUCAUGGGGUUGCUGACCGUGCACAUUGA
Molecule: messenger RNA, 1518 nt
Organism: Rhinolophus ferrumequinum (greater horseshoe bat)
Lineage: Eukaryota; Metazoa; Chordata; Mammalia; Chiroptera; Rhinolophidae
Gene: TIPRL
Product: TOR signaling pathway regulator
Exons: 7
Coding region: 371-1117 (248 amino acids)
Biological process (GO): TOR signaling
Cellular component (GO): cytosol
Source: RefSeq, a predicted model, not a curated record